AUGGAAAACAAGGACGACGAUGAUCCAUCGAAAAUCGCGGAUCAAACCAAGGUGGUCGCCUUGUAUGACUUCGAUCCCCUGAAGAUCGACUGGCCCUUCAACCGCCAGAAGCCCCUGGCCCUGAGCACUGGACAGGUUGUAGAGAUCGUCCAUGAUGAUGGCUCUGAGUGGGCCCUCGGUCACCUCAAGGGCGUGCCCGAAACCCUCGGCUACUUUCCGAAGAAUUAUACAGUCUCGGUCGGGGAGUACCAAGAGAUGAUGAGGGACUUCGAAAACCAGGAGCAGCAAGAUGGUGACGAGGAGGCGGAGGAGCAGACUGGCCCACCGGCCACCAGAGCGAUCCCAGCUGGCCCGCUGCCGGCACCGCUAGUGGAGCAGCAGGCACAGCUCUAUUAUGAUGAGAUGAAGGACUCGUCCAAGAAAGGCAAAGAGCCCAAGCAGGACACGGAGCUGCCGGAGCUGGUCUACCCAGGCAUCUCCGAGUAUCCGGCCAUCGAAGCACGCCCGCCGCAGGUGACGGCUUUCGAGGUCACGAAGUCGCGGAUGCUGCGAGAGAUGCCCCCCGUGCCAGAUCCGGCUCCCGAGGAGCCGGCACCACCGGAAGACGACAUCGUGGCUGCCCGGUGGCAGGUGGAAGCUGAGCUGAAGGCCAAGGAGGACAUCAUGGACAUCAAAGGCGGCGUGAUCACGUACUCGCGCAGCUCCACGCCGGCCACCAUGGCCGCCUCACGGCCCGAGCGAGACUUUGUGCGCAAGCAGCCCGUGCACCACAUGCGGCAAGAGCAGCUCCGUGGAAUCACGCAGCUCAUGGACGUAGUAGACACCCAUGCACGCGUGGCCUGGGAGCUGAAGCAGCAACCUUACAAGACGGAUCUGCGGGCCCGGCAUACGACACUCCGCGUGGCCGCCGGCAUUGAUCCCGGGAUCAUGCGCUUUGCCCUGCAGCGUGCCAACGAGACCGGUGCCAAGUGGAAACAAAUGUUUAGACCUGGCUUUAACGACAUGGUCAACGAGUCUUUCAAGGUGGGCUGCAACUCCUGCAUCCUCAGCCAACUCUACCUCCGUGACAAGGAAGCCAAAGAGCAGUUCCAGAAGCUUCAUGUCAAGGAUGUGAAUGGCGUGGUCUGGUUCGAGCUUCAGCGAAAAAAGGCUCACCUCUUCUACAUGCGAAUGGAUUUCACGGACGUGAUGAUGGCCCACCCAGAUGCCUGGGGGUUCCCUGACAUCAGCCGGGUGGUGGCCGCGAACCCGGGAGAGCCAGUGAACCCCUUCCAUGGCUGGUAUGCGCAACACUCCAUCAACCCAGAGGCUGAGUUGGAGGACGUCGAGUUUCGCUACACACUGCGCUUGCGCAGCUUCCCCGAGACGACCUUCCAGGCCCUGGCUUUGGGCAAGGUCCCGGAGUGGAUCAAGCCCUACCUGGCCCUGCAUGCGGAGGCCGAAGCUCCCGACGACCUGGCCAUCUCUGAGGACGAAGAGGCUGGUCCAACAGAAGCCGGGAAGGCGAUCGAGCUGGAGAACAACCUCAUGAUGGAGGCGGGCCUGGAGGAUGGCGACAACCUUUAUGUGAAGCUAGACGAGCUGAAACUAGCUCGCGAGCGCACAACGGGGCCCGAUGUUCUUGACGCCGACUUGCGGGCAUAUCGACUCAAAGGGCUCAGCGCGAUGCGCAUUUUCCUCCGGAGUCGCGGGAAUCCCGACAGUCGCAAGGAGGUCAUCAUCAGCCCAAAGAUGGUUAAAGACAUGGCAGCGCAGCUCGGAAUUCAGAAGAGCCCGGGACACUACUGGUACUGCAUGUUUGCCUUGCGCUACCCGCUGGCAUCGGAGUGGGAAGCCGUGGUGCGAGAAGAUACGCGUUGGUACCUCAAUCUGCAGCAUGACACAGCUCAGCCGAUCCAUCCCAUGAUCAAGAAGUUUCGAGAGCAUCUUGGGGAUGUCAUCGCGAACGAGUUCCUCUGGGACUUCCGCGGGUUUGUGAAGAUGAAGUGCAGCGAGUGCGGGCUUCCAGACUCAGUGGUAUGGUGCCAGCAGUGUACUGACUACUUUUGCGCUCCGUGCUUUCUGUUGAGCCACAAGUCCCGGCGGGGUCGGAAGCACUGGCCGCUUCCCGUGCCCGGCUGCAGAUACCUGACCAUGCCGGAAACAAAACGCUUCGAGGAGCAGCUGCCGCUGCUGAACGUGGGCUUUUCCAACCGGCGGCGCUUCCUCGCGCGGGACAAUCAGUCCGACAAGAACGGUGACCGCAGCGGCGACACCUGGCUCUGGUUCCACACGGAUACGUUCCAGGCAGCGCUGAUGCAGACCCCACAGAACCACUGGUGUCUGAAGCGCCGAGAGCCUCCACGAUUGCCUCCAGGCGUGGACGGCUACUUCUACAACUUCGCCACGGAUACAGUGGCGGAUGAUGUGUCCUACAUUCUGACAUCGCAACAAGAAGCGUGUGCAGUUGCUCUCAUGCAGCGCCACAUCCGUGGUGCACUGACCCGCAGGGCGAUCAAGAAGCAGACCACUGCGGCCCUGAUCUUCCAGAAGACAAAGAUGAUGUGGGAUGUGCAGCGCAUCCAUGGCAGCAGCGGCAAGAACGCGGCCAUCAUCAAGGCCUGGUUCAGAAAGCACCGGGCCCGCGAGAAGAAGGAUCGGGUGCAGUACAGCGCGUCCAAACUCCAGGCCAUCUGGAGAGGCAUCCUCACACGACGGCGCACGCGCAGCAAGCUGGCCAGCACCACCCGCUUCCAGGCGUCCUGGCGUGCAUUUGCGGACCGCCGACGCCUGGAGGUACGCUGGGCGGCCGUCGUCUCCAUCCAGAAGGUUAUCCGUGGCUACAUCCACGGCCGGAACCUACUCCGCAUGCGGCAUAAGUCGGCCGCGAGAAUCCAGGCUCUCAUCCGGGGCAUUUUCCAGCGGCAGCGGCUCGCGAAGCGCCUGGCAGCAGCAAAUCGGAUCCAGGCUCGCGUUCGUGGCCUCUUUGGCCGGAAGCAGGUUGUGAACAUCCAGACAGCUGCUGGGAAGCUCCAACGUAACUGGCGGCGAUUCCAGGCACAGCUGCAGGUGAAACAGAUGCUCUAUGAGCGCAUGGAAGUCCUUCGCCUGAAGCGCCUGGACAUCUUGCGCCAAAAGCUCCAGGUGGCUGCCAGCAUCGUUCUGCAGAGGAACUGGAGACGCCAUGUGGAUGCCCAGAAUGCCAUGGAGGAGCGCAAAGAGAAAGGCGACGCGGACAAGCGCACCACGACCAUGUUGGUUGCGCUGUUCCAGGGCGCUUCUGCGUUGCGGCAUUACAUCCACCCCUGGUGGCGGCACCUGCCUCCGCAGAUCCAAGCCAUCCUCAAGGAGUUGAAAGGCCCGCUCCAAAGGAGCAUCGCUCUGCUCCCUGUGACUGGCAAGCUGGGCUCGGAAGAGCUGGGAAGGCGUGGCCUCAACGUGGCCGGCAUUGAGCACCUGCAGUCCUUGCAGACCUCCAAAGAUCCGGACCUCGCCUCACACCUGCUUCUGCAGGUCAGCAGGCACUUGCUUUCUCAUGUGCCAGCAGAGCUCUUCCCGGAGACCAUGAAGUGGGCCUGCUAUGCCAUCGGCCACCAGGCCGUGAAACUGUACGACACCAAGGGCUUCUAUGCCCAGGAGGACAUCCCGGUCGGUAAAGAGAUGCCACCGCAUCCAAACGACAGCCUCCACUCGCUCUACAAGGAUAUGGACAACUACAAGACGCGCGCGGACUCGAUGAUGGCCUUUCCGUCCGAGGCCAUGCCGAUGCUGACCUUGGCAGGAAUGCCGUCCCAUCAUCGGCACGUCUUCUUGACUGCAGAGGUUCUGGUCACAAUGAGGCAGGCCAUGGAUUCACCGGCCAUUUCGACGGAUGACCACCUCAAGUUCCAGGGCCUCGACGCCUCCGCUGGAGCUCAGCUCAUGGAGGUGCUGGCUGCUGAGCUGGAGCACCGCUUGCCGUUAGACUGGCCCAACCAGCACGGGACGGUGGCUGCGCUGGCACAACAGCUUGGCUCCCACAUCAUGGAGGUGAAGAAGGCCAGCGCCAAACCCUAA
Messenger RNA from Symbiodinium natans, 4035 nucleotides. The record is from the annotation of a GenBank genome assembly. Lineage: Eukaryota; Dinophyceae; Suessiales; Symbiodiniaceae.